AUGAACACCAUUGUCUUUAACAAGCUCGGGGGAGCGGUGCUUUUUGAGGACCGAGGUACCCCAGAGCGGGAACGUGGCAGCAGGCCAUACGGUGGCAUCUUGGACAGUCCACACACACGCCCGGAGGUGGGCAUUCCAGAUGGCCCGCCCCUCAAGGACAACCUCGGUCUGAGACACCGGAGGACUGGGGUCCGACAGAAUGGAGGGAAGGUGAGGCACAAGCGACAGGCCCUGCAAGACAUGGCGCGGCCUCUUAAGCAGUGGCUUUAUAAGCACCGUGACAACCCUUACCCCACGAAGACCGAGAAGAUAUUGUUGGCCCUCGGUUCGCAGAUGACACUAGUGCAGGUGUCCAAUUGGUUUGCUAAUGCUAGACGUCGGCUGAAGAACACUGUUCGUCAGCCAGAUUUGAGCUGGGCCUUAAGAAUAAAGCUAUACAACAAGUAUGUGCAAGGCAACGCCGAGCGGCUCAGCGUGAGUAGCGACGACUCCUGCUCUGAAGAUGGAGAAAAUCCCCCAAGAAAUCACACGAACGAAGUGGGCUACAGCACCCCUGCCCAUCACACUGUCACUAAAGGGGAGAACUCAGUGAUAAAAGCUGGAGUGAGGCCCGAGUCAAGGGCAGCUGAGGACUACGUGUCGCCUCCCAAGUACAAGAGCAGCUUGUUGAACCGUUACCUUAACGACUCUUUAAGACAUGUCAUGGCCACAAGCACUGCCAUGAUGGGAAAAACAAGGCAAAGGAACCAUUCGGGAUCUUUUAGCUCCAAUGAAUUUGAGGAAGAGUUGGUGUCUCCGUCGUCAUCAGAAACUGAAGGCAACUUUGUCUAUCGCACAGACACUCUGGACAACGGCUCGAAUAAAGGUGGCAGUGCAGCUAACAGAAGGGGCCCGAGCAAGGAUGACACGUACUGGAAAGAGAUCAAUGCAGCUAUGGCCCUAACAAACCUCGCCCAGGGAAAAGAUGAAGUACAGGGGACCACCAGCUGCAUCAUCCAGAAGUCUUCCCACAUAGCAGAAGUAAAGACAGUCAAGCUGCCUCUGGCACAGCGCUUCUAG
Messenger RNA from Arvicola amphibius (Eurasian water vole), 1059 nucleotides. It is a transcript of the gene Mkx, whose product is annotated as mohawk homeobox. Gene Ontology annotation, molecular function: DNA-binding transcription factor activity, RNA polymerase II-specific; RNA polymerase II cis-regulatory region sequence-specific DNA binding. The coding region runs from base 1 to 1059 and encodes 352 amino acids. The transcript is spliced from 6 exons. Gene Ontology annotation, cellular component: nucleus. Gene Ontology annotation, biological process: muscle organ development; regulation of transcription by RNA polymerase II; cell development. The record is from RefSeq and is a predicted model, not a curated record. Lineage: Eukaryota; Metazoa; Chordata; Mammalia; Rodentia; Cricetidae.